AUGGCGUUUGGCACAAUGACGUCUUUGCUUGGCAUGAUCCCGCUGCUGGCGAUCGGCAUGAACUUCUAUCGCUAUCAAAGCGUCGAUCCCGAGAACAAGGUCCAGGAGCCAACCGUCAUACGUCGCCAAUAUGAUUUCGUGGUGAUUGGCGGAGGAUCCGCCGGAGCCGUGGUGGCCAAUCGCUUGAGUGAAGUGCGCAACUGGACGGUUCUGCUCCUGGAGGCCGGCGGCGAUGAGACGGAAAUCUCGGACGUGCCGGCCCUGGCCGGCUAUCUGCAGCUGACCGAGCUGGACUGGAAGUACCAGACCACGCCCUCGUCCACCCGCCAGUACUGCCAGGCGAUGAAGGGCGACCGCUGCUUCUGGCCGCGGGGCAAGGUCCUGGGCGGCAGCUCGGUCCUCAACGCCAUGGUGUACGUUCGGGGCUCCAAGAACGACUACAACCACUGGGCCUCGCUGGGCAAUCCCGGCUGGGACUACGACAACAUGCUCAAGUACUUCCUCAAGUCGGAGGACGUGCGCAACCCCUACCUGGCCAAGACGCCCUACCACGAGACGGGUGGCUACCUGACGGUGCAGGAGGCGCCCUGGCGCACCCCGCUCUCGAUCGCCUUCCUGCAGGCCGGUAUGGAGAUGGGCUACGAGAACCGUGACAUCAACGGCGCCCAGCAGACGGGCUUCAUGCUCACCCAGAGCACCAUACGGCGCGGGGCACGCUGCUCCACGGGCAAGGCCUUUAUCCGGCCUGUGCGCCAGCGACCCAACCUGGACGUCCUGCUCCACGCGGAGGCCACCAGGGUGCUGUUCGACAAGCAGAAGCGGGCCAUCGGAGUGGAGUACCUGCGCGGCGGCCGGAAGCAGCUGGUCUUCGUCCGCCGUGAAGUGGUCGUGAGUGCCGGAGCCCUCAACUCUCCCAAGCUGCUGAUGCUCUCGGGCGUAGGGCCGGCGGAGCACCUACAGGAGCACAACAUUCCGGUCGUCUCGGACCUGCCGGUGGGCAACAAUAUGCAGGACCACGUAGGCCUCGGCGGCCUCACCUUCGUUGUGGACGCCCCCCUGACCGUCACCCGCAACCGCUUCCAGACCAUUCCCGUCUCCAUGGAGUACAUACUGAGGGAGCGCGGCCCGAUGACCUUCUCGGGCGUCGAGGGCGUGGCCUUCCUGAACACCAAGUACCAAGACCCCGCGGUGGACUGGCCCGACGUCCAGUUCCACUUCUGCCCGAGCUCCAUAAACUCGGACGGCGGCGAGCAGAUCCGCAAGAUCCUCAACCUGCGGGACGGCUUCUACAACACAGUCUACAAGCCGCUGCAGCACAGCGAGACCUGGUCGAUCCUGCCGCUCCUGCUGCGCCCCAAGAGCACCGGCUGGGUGCGCCUCAACUCGCGCAACCCCCAGCAGCAGCCGAAGAUCAUACCCAACUACUUCGCCCACCAGGAGGACGUCGACGUCCUGGUCGAGGGCAUUAAGCUGGCCAUUAACGUGUCCAACACCCAGGCCUUCCAGCGCUUCGGCUCCCGGCUGCACAACAUCCCGCUGCCGGGCUGCCGGCACCUGCCCUUCCAGUCGGACGAGUACUGGGCCUGCUGCAUCAAGGAGUUCACCUUCACCAUCUACCAUCCGGCCGGCACCUGUCGCAUGGGCCCCAGCUGGGACGUCACCGCGGUGGUGGAUCCCCGCCUGCGGGUGUACGGCGUGUCCGGCGUCCGCGUGGUGGACGCCAGCAUUAUGCCGACGAUCGUCAAUGGGAACCCCAACGCCCCCGUGAUCGCCAUCGGCGAGAAGGCCUCCGACCUGAUCAAGGAAGACUGGGGCGCCCGCCGGCCAAACCCCUCGUAGUCCUAAGUGUGUCAAGCCCCCAAUUCCCCCCCUGUAUUCGCCUAUCACUAAUUUAUAUUCUCAACUAGUCAAAUGUCGGUUAUUUAAUGUUAUUGCUUCGCGUUCUGUUCGGCGACUUCCUCGUUUUGUUUGCAGCUUAAAGAUAUGCUUAGUUACGAAUAGUUAAGAGUACGACUUCCCACAUUCCACU
Molecule: messenger RNA, 2029 nt
Organism: Drosophila bipectinata
Lineage: Eukaryota; Metazoa; Arthropoda; Insecta; Diptera; Drosophilidae
Product: glucose dehydrogenase [FAD, quinone]
Molecular function (GO): oxidoreductase activity, acting on CH-OH group of donors; flavin adenine dinucleotide binding
Source: RefSeq, a predicted model, not a curated record